AUUUUGUGAAUGGUCUUUUUCGGAAGCCACCCACCGAAAGCAUUUUUCAUGGGCUUAUAUUCCAUCCUUGCAGCCUGUUUCUUCAACAUGAAUGAUGAAGCUUUCUCUUUGGUGAAAUAUGAAAAGGAAGUUGCCUAUAUAUAUACUUGGGACAUAUACCACAUUCAUUCAAUUCCAUCACAGAUGGACGAAGCUGGUACUCUUGAUUUUCUAGUUUCCAUUUACACGUGUCUACCCCUGGAAUCUUUUCGGCAAUCUUGCAGCAAUUUUAGACCACCUAUUGCCAAGACUAGCAUGGAGGUCAAUAACAAGCUGCUCCUCAGCUUCAUUGAGUAGCCCUCGCUUUAAGUCAGGCCGAAGAUAAUUAAUCCAUCGGAGGCGGCAGCUCUUGCCA
Argentina anserina (silverweed cinquefoil) is the source of this 394-nucleotide messenger RNA. RefSeq lists its product as uncharacterized. The transcript is spliced from 2 exons. The coding region runs from base 10 to 336 and encodes 108 amino acids. The record is from RefSeq and is a predicted model, not a curated record. Lineage: Eukaryota; Viridiplantae; Streptophyta; Magnoliopsida; Rosales; Rosaceae.